Molecule: messenger RNA, 6334 nt
Organism: Marchantia polymorpha subsp. ruderalis
Lineage: Eukaryota; Viridiplantae; Streptophyta; Marchantiopsida; Marchantiales; Marchantiaceae
Source: the annotation of a GenBank genome assembly
GGGGGAGGGGUGAGGCAAUGCAGGCAGGACAGAGCAGGCCCUCGGCUCUCGUCCUACGCUGCUGCGCGAACUUGCUUUUUCCUCUUGCCUUCGCUUUGGUCCCUCCCUCCUUCCUACCUCCCUACUCGUCGCCUAUUCCGAGCAGAGCCAAGUCGGGGCCAGGCACUGUAGUAGGCUUCUAGCAGUGUGGCGAUUGAGUUUGUGUCUGUCUGUCGAUUGAUUCAAAGAAAUAUCAGUGUGUAUCCUCGUAUCGUAUCCUCCCCGGCCUUGCUUGGCUUGGGCUUCGCUUCGUCUCGCCUCGCCUCCCCCCCCCCCCCCUCCGUGCCGGAUUUAGUUCCCAGUUGGUAAUUUCAGACAUCAAGAGAAAAAGGAAAGAAUUCUACUCUGCUGCCAUUACUACGAAAGCGGAAGAAGAAGACGAAGAAGCGCUCGAGAAAGAGGAAAUACCAGGCAAGCCUCAUUCGUUCGUCCCUUCAGAGAGAAGGAGAGAGAGGGAGGGAGAGAGCCAGCGAUCAUCAGCAUCACGCAGUCUGUCCGAGCUCACACGGACAAGGCCAGCCGGCCCGGACGAACCACCAGACGAGAGAGAAUCGGUGUCGUGAGGAAUGAUAAGUGGAUGGUUUUAGAGGUUGCCGUUGAUGUUCAAGCGGGAGGAAGAGGGCGAGGAAGACGAGGAAGGGGGAUCCUUCAGUGACAAGGUUUGAAUUCCCACGGUGUUCCUCCAUGUUCGAAGCGAGGAGGGCGAGUAUGGAGCAGGCGAGAUGGCAGACGCUGGAGGCUGCCAAUCGGGGCCUGAUGGAGAUUGAGCACAGUAUGAGUGGAGGAGAGUUUUUUUCUUCUUAUCUGGAUAGUUUCAAAGCAGGCGGACAGGCGCAGUGCACGACAGUGUGGACGAAAACGACGAUCGCCUAUCGAUGCCGGACAUGUCAAGUGAAUGAUUCUAGUGCUAUCUGUGUGAGCUGCUUCCAGGCUGGUGAUCAUCGCCAUCAUGAUUAUGUCAUGUACCAUAGUGAUUCAGGUGGCUGUUGUGAUUGUGGAGAUCCUGCUGCUUGGAAAGAAGAAGGAUUUUGUAGUGUUCACCGGAGCUCCAGUUUACACAAAGAGCUUACAAUUCCCGCCCAUCUCAACGAGGUCACAAGUAAAGCAGUUGAGCUCGUCCUGAAAGAGCUCUGUAUCUGGGUGGAGAUAAUUAUGGAUGCAAAAAUCUCAGACAGGUCCUAUCAAAGUUCUCCAUUCAAAGUAACGAUGGCUGAGGUUUACGUUAAGUGGUUACAAAAGAUAUGCUCAGUUGCUGCACUACGCAACAUUGUGGUUGUAGAGAUAACCAGUGUACAUUCUGAUGUGGCCUCCAUGUUACGAAACGAUAGAACACGCAAUCGCUCUUUUUUGGAAAUCUUAUUGUCAACAUAUGGCAGAAUGCCGGAUAGUCUGAUGGAAGCUGAAACGACCUUAUUUUUGCAAAUGCUCUAUGAUCAACAAUUCAAAGACACAUUUUCUCGGGCAUUGAUGAGGCAUUAUUCUGGUUUGAUAGAACCAGCUGCUAUCACUCCCAAACUGCUGGGAGAAUACAAAGCUCUUGAUCAGAGUUUAGACAGAGUUAUGGUGCAACUUUUUAAUGUACCAGAGAUCACGUUAAAUCUCAUACAGACAGAUCGGCUCCUUGAAAGCUUCACAUCUGUGUUGGGUUCAGUUCUUAGCCAUUGUACUAGCAGAAGGGAUGGCACUAUCGAUGUCGAUCAUCAUGCCAUUAAAGGGAAGGUUUACGGGCGACCUCAAGGGGACUUGAAAUUGAUAGUUGCACAUGAAUCGGUUGCAUUUCAUGUUUUAAAAGAGCGACCUGACGUUUUCCGAAACAUUCUAUCUACGUUGUCCUUACUACAGUGGAUGAAUCCGUAUUCUAGAUCUGAGACAGUUGGCCUCAAAGGGCAGGAGGCCUGGACUGCAGCUAUUACCCUUGAGAUGAAUACUAUGACCAUCCCUUUUGGGCUGAUAGGACGAUGCUUCUCAGGCUUUCCAGGAAAUGAAGAAGCUGUGAAAAGCGCCCUCAUAUCUGCAGCUUGUGUUGCAAUGGGCUCAUUACGAGAGUUUUUGACAAAGGUCGAAACAAGUCAAAGUUCUGAGGAGAAGUUGUCACUCCAUAUUCCUCUCCACCGUGUUCUUUCUGCAGUCAUAAGUAAGCUCGUCAUGUUGCCUUGGAGGGAGACUGGUCAAGGUUUUCUGGACAAUUUGCAACCAGCUUUGACAGAAGCUGAGGUGCUAGCUUUAAUGGAUCAUCCUCUUAGGGUGGUUGUAUGGAUGGCAGAGAUUCGUGCCCAUAUGUGGCAAAGAAGUUCUGAGGAUUUCUCCCGCUUAGAACUUAUUUACCGCGGAAGCAUUUGGCAUGAUCAGUCAAUGGAUAUGGACAUUUUGAUGCUGCAAUUUUGUUGUGUUGCCGUAGAAAACAUGGGGCAAUCCGUGAUCUCGAUGAUGGCAAAAAAGUUUGGUCUUCUUGACAUGGUCACCAUGCCUGUGUUGGAUUCCGGAGGAGAUAGUAGAGAGUCAACAUUAGCCAAAAUAUCGAUGCUACAAGACUUUUUGCGAUUGCUUUUGCUGAUUAUCCGAGAGCGCAGGAAUACUGGGAUGUUUGAGAGAGAAAGUCUGAGGUAUGAUGUCAUCCAAUGGCUUUGCGUGCGGGAUCAGACAUAUUCACAGCUUGCUUACACUUUGGGGGGAAACCUUAUUGACCAAACGAGAUUGAGCUCCGUACUGCAAGAAGUAGCAAUCUAUAAUAUUCCAAAGGUGCAAGAACGAGGGUUCUAUCAGUUGAAACAGGAAUGUUGGAAGGAGUUCGAUCCACUGUUUGCUCACUUCUAUGCUAAUGAUCUUGAAGAGGCCCAGGAACGUGCUAUUAGUGUUGGAAAGCUUCCGCACUACUGGCGUCUUCAGCCUCCAAGAGAAGUCAAGCCACCAUUCAACAGACUCAUCAAGAUAUUGCAUACGCAGGCGUGCCAUCAGCUUACAUGGAAUGUGCUCCAUAGUGUCACCAAUCUCAUCCAAGAUGAAGCGACUGCGACAUCUGCUGAAGCGCUUGGUGUUAUGUCCCUUCAGAUUCUAGAGAUGGCUCUAGCUGAUAUCCGGGAUGGAGGGUUGACGCCUCAAAACGUGCCAAUGACAUCUCAAAGUUGGCAAGUACAAUCUUCUUCGAUGGUGCAUUGCAGUGACAUCUCCGACUUCAUAUAUGCAAAGCCACACAUCAGUUCUGUUUCGGGUGUCGUCGAGUGGAAGCGAAGAGAUUCUACAUCUAGCCACCCAAGUAUAUAUGAGAUGCUGAUUAGUUUGCAGAGAUAUAAAGAUUCAUUUCGUUUGGUAGACUCUGCAAAUCACGUGAUACAGUUACAGUGUUCCUACUCCAUCACAAAAUCUGGCUCCGACUCCUGUCGCUCACAAGUUUUUGAUGUGUACAUUGAUGACGAACGGAGGAAGUUAAAAAAGAAACGUCAGGAAGCGAUUCUCGCAGAUUUCAAAGCCAGGCAAAAAGCUUUUCUCGAUCAAGUGUACCAUGAAGAGGAUUCAAAUGAGGUCAAAGCAAAAGAAGAUGCAGGGACUCCUGUUUUUGAAGAUAGCAAACCUCAAGAAUUCAGCACAGCUGGAGGAGGUUCAUCUUGGGCGGUUCCGGGAGACAAAACCCCUUCAAAGGAUGCUGAUCAAGAGAAGGAGCGACAUGAAUGUGCAUUUUGUCGGAGUGAGUGUGAUGGUGAUGAGUCGCCAACAGGUUGGAUUGCUCUUGUACAACGUUACAACUUGCCAAGCCUCAUCCACAGUCGAGGCGAAGUUGUACGUAGCAUCAAAGAAGUUACAAGUCUGCUGUCUGGUAACCAUCAAUCCGAAGGCAGUGAUGGCAAUGUACCCGGUUUGCUGACAGUUGUUACCGAAUCUUCUCCGAAUGAUGCAUCAGUAUCAGGACCUCUCGACCUCCAUCCAACUGAGCAUGUUCGAUGUUGUGGUCACCAGAUGCAUCAGAUGUGUUUUCAGCGUUAUGCUGACUCUCUUCUGAAAAGACAUUAUGCUAAAAGUACUUACGAAGGAAAGGGCAUCAUCGACCUAGGAAAGAUGGACUUUCUUUGUCCUUUCUGUCGGCGUUUAGCCAAUGUACUCCUUCCAGAUGUGAACAAGGUUGUUCCUUGGGCGAGAUUGGAGACCAAACAAGAACUGCAUAAGAAAGAAGCUCUUCAAGAUAAAGAGAACCAGACGGAUGAAGAGUUGGCUUAUUUCAGUUUGGAGGGUCUUAUCCCUCAUGGCUCGAGUGAGCACUUUGAGGACAUGCAAUAUUGGAAACAUUAUUGGAGCACACAUCAAGAUCUAGCUGAAUCUAUAAGAAUCUUUGCUGCACAGAGUUUAAGAGUAAGGAAGAAAUUUCUCCGAGAACCUCCAGACUUGGAUGGUCUUCCGCUUUGUCAGAUACUGUGGGAAACGCUCGCCGAAAACAUCAUACAUUGUGAAGUUGAAACCCGGGAAGUGGUUACAGUGAAAGAUAUAGCAGCGUCUUCCUCGUCUUCGGCCUCUGCUUCUCCUGCGGAAAACCUAUCUUGGAGAGGUGACGCUGCACACUGGUUAGGUCUUACGGAGCUUGGCAAGUUGGCGAUGCUAACGAAUACAAUGCCUUGUGAAGGAAAGCAGAAAAAAAUGCACCUUCUUCUUCAGUGGCUUGGAUUUGAUGAAAAUGUGAUCAAACAACGUUUUGAAGAUGAUAUCGAAACUCCAGCGAAUACAACGCAGGUUGACUCUUUGUCAGGGAGCGCGGUUGGUGAUAUCAGUCAGCACAAUCAAAGUGGGGAAGAAGUCAUUGAAAAGGCCGAGUCAAUGGUAAUGGAGACAGCAAACGAGAAGAGUACCGACGAGUCUCGGUCGCCCCGAGGCCAUAAGAAUUAUUGGGAAAGUGGCAGCGACGAUUACAGAUCUAAGAGAAACAGAGCUCGUUUCAAAUUUGCCGGUGCAGACGACAAUGAAGUGGGCUGGAGACUGCAGAAAAAACAUAAUCUAGGAAAAGUUUUGGAAUCGUCAGAACCCAUGGACAUUGGAUGGCUGUGGAGCAACUCAAAAGCCUCGAAAAGUGGAUCUCUAGCAUCAGGGGAUCCCUUUGAGCUUCUAAUUAUGCUCCUGGUUACAUUUGAAGGUUGGCCUACAUUCCAAGAUUUGAUGGCAAUGGUAAGGGUGGCAUAUGUUCUUGCUGCUACAAAAGCUUCUGUCGCUUUUAACAAGCUGAGCGGGGAAGAUGAGAACAAGUUGGUUGCCAUGGACAAGGCAAAGAUUGAAGUAUUGCAGGCUGCCUGUCUACCGUUUCUACGGAGAGUUGCCUUAAUGGUCCAAAUAAUUGCGCGAAAGGAAACCCGGGAGCUAGCUAAUGGACAAGCAAUAGAAUGGAUGGAAUCUGAGUGCUUGCAACAAUGGUUGGAUCUCCCGAAGAUUCAAGAAGCUGUUGAACUCGGCAUGCAAGGUAUACAUGGGGUGAAAAUGCAACAGCUUUUUCAAAACAACCAGCCCGCACCAUUGCUAUAUAAAGUUCCUCGACAGGCACUACUUACAAAGCUACCCGAAGUUUUCCAGGAGCUUGUGCUACAAAAUCUGAAGGUAGCUUGCUUAAAUUGCCACAAAACACCACACGAACCAGCAAUAUGUCUUGUUUGUGGGAAUCUCUUCUGCUGCGGAACAGAUUGUUGUAACAUUGAUGGCAUGGGUGAAUGUUACCGUCACGCAGAUAAAGAGAGCGCAGGUGUUGGAAUAUAUUUACUGAUACGCUCAACACAGCUUGUUCUCCUUCGCAGCAACCGCGUUUGCAUGGCUCCCUCUCUAUACCUGGAUCUACAUGGAGAGGAAGAUGCAUACUUGAAAAGAGGGCAUCCAUUGCAUCUUUGUCACCUUCGUUUGAAUGAGGUUAGGCGACUGUGGUUAACAGCGUCCUUUGACCACGAAACUCAUAUUCUACAUUCAUCUCAAAUUGGAGGCAGAGUCCUAUAAAAUCUUUUUUAAGGAUGUAUGUAUUGCUUGUAUAAACAGUCAGUAGAAUGUUAAAUAGACAAGGGUGAACUACGUGGAUGUACUGCGGCCCGAUCUAGCCACGUGGAGACGUCAAUUGGAGGGCCUAGUAACCUGGAACACACACAACUUUAGUAAAUUAGAAGUGCACACUGAAUGGGAGGAGGUUUUCUGUGAAAAGGUGGUGGUUCUGGUACUGCCUUCAAGAAACCAUUUUAGUAAAGCCCUCCAAUCCCACUUCAAUACAUGUAAGCAGAAAUUAUUAUUUGGAGCACCAAAUGCUCCUUUGGAAUAAGACUCCGGAUCAUCCUCAAAUGCUUUU